Molecule: messenger RNA, 7458 nt
Organism: Coregonus sp. 'balchen'
Lineage: Eukaryota; Metazoa; Chordata; Actinopteri; Salmoniformes; Salmonidae
Source: the annotation of a GenBank genome assembly
GUUUGUCACCUCGCUCCGCCUAUUUCCCUCUGGUAAACAACAAACAGCGCCAAACUGCUGUCACCGUUCAUGGACCGAACCCCGGUGUGUAGCGUUCCUAACGGAACAAUGGACCCGUUAUGGAAAAAAGUCAAUUCAUUCACUGGACCUAUUCCCCGGUCAAGGCACGGACACCGAGCAGCGGCUAUUCGGGAACUUAUUAUCGUGUUUGGAGGUGGAAACGAGGGGAUAGCGGAGGAGCUCCAUGUUUACAACACCGGUAGGCUAACGUUAGUUAGCUAGUUUGGCUAGCUAAUGGAUGCUACACAUUUCGCGUUUGAGCAGUGAGCUAGCUAGCUAUUUGGUUUGCCUAGCCAUCUGGUGCGACUUAUAUUUUAAUGCCUUGAAAGUUUCACAAACAUUCCCUGAAGCUCAGCAGGCAGCUUGCUUACUUGGCUAACGUUAGCUAGCUAAGCUAACCAACUUUCUAUCUACUAUGGUUGUUUUCAGGUGUACUGUUUCUGUGUAGAAUAGUUAGCUAGCAUACAAUUGAUGUGGUGUGGAACAGAUGAUCACUUGAGAAUCUGGAGGCCAUGUAGCUAGCUAUCUAACUUUUUUUGUGUCAAGACUUAGCUUUUAUAAAUGAUAUUGCAUAAUUACAGUCACACAGUGCGUUAUGAUUGAGUAAACAUGAGUUCUUCUCAGGUGAUCAGAUCUCUGGCCCUUUGUCUAGUCUCUAAGCAGUGGUUUCUCCCAGCGGUGAGAGGAGACAUCCCUCCAGGCUGUGCUGCCCAUGGUUUUGCCUGUGAGGGAACCCGCAUCCUGGUCUUUGGAGGCAUGGUGGAGUUUGGCAAAUACAACAACAGCCUGUACGAGCUACAGGUGAGGCUCUCACACUCACUAGUGUCUUCAGUAAUCGGGAUCCUCCUGUCAUGCAUAAGGUGAAGUGUGCAGCAGCAUCGUCAAUCACAGACCUGUAGCUCUGAUGAAAGGUCUUCACAAGUACAGCGUCUUUCCCCCUUAGUUUGUACAGUAGCUUGUAUUUAGUCACUCUGAUGGAUAAGAUGCUAUAUUUGACCUCUGACCCCUUGUCUAUCAGGCGAGCCGCUGGCUGUGGAAGAAGCUGAAACCCAGGCCGCCCAAGAACGGCAUGCCGCCCCCCUGUCCCCGCCUCGGACACAGUUUCACCCUCAUUGGGAACAAGUGCUACCUGUUCGGGGGGCUGGCCAAUGACAGUGAGGACCCCAAUGGCAAUGUCCCAAGGUAUGGAGCUAUGUACCUAGCUCCAGUCUCCAACGCCGCUUCUCUAAUCAGGGUAUUGAGGGUUGUGAUAAUCAUAAGAAACCUUAAUGCUUGCUCUGUCACUAAUGUUGUUCUCAUCUAGCCUGGACCCAGAUCUGUUUGGUCACCAAUGACCAUAGGAGUUGGCAAGACAGCAUAAACAGUUCUUGGACCAGGCUAGUUCUCAUCCCACUGGCUGUCUCUGUUUCACCUCUGCAGGUACCUGGAUGACUUUUAUGAGCUGGAGCUGCAGUCAGUGUCAGGGGUGAAGGGUUGGAACAUUCCGGAUACUAAGGGUGUGGGUCCGUGGGCUCGAGAGUCCCACACCUCGGUGGCAUACACUGGGACAGGCUCCCCCAAACUCUACAUCUUCGGAGGGAUGAGAGGCAGUCGCCUUGACGACCUCUGGCAGCUUGACCUCGGUAACCUCACCUCAGUCUACAACCAUGCUUCUUUGAAUUAACUAACCUCCUUGGUGUGAAUUCAGGUUGCUGUAACCAACCUUCAGUUUCCAUAAACCGCAACCUUGCAUUCGUGGUUGUGGCGAUGAACUGAUUGAAGUGAGGUAAUCUAACUGGCUGUCUGAAUCCACUCUCUUCUGUCUGCCUUUUAGAAUCUAUGACAUGGUCUACUCCUGACACUAAAGGACCCCCUCCUCUACCCAGAAGCCUUCACUCUGCCAACGUUAUAGGAAACAAGUAAUGGAAAUACUUAUUUUGUGUGUACUGUAUAUGUUUGUGUGGUAUCAUGGAUGUUUGCCUAAUAUGGGUUCGUUUUUUUGCUUUGCCCCUGUGUGGGAAGGAUGUAUGUUUUCGGGGGAUGGGUCCCCGUUCCAGAGACAGACAAACCUAAUGCCCUGGGAGCUGAAUGGAUCUGUACCAACUCCUUAUCCGUGCUCAACUUAGGUCAGUAUCAUACUCAUUAUUACAAGCUUAUCACUUAGGGUAUCUGACUGGUCACAUAAUUUAAUUCAAUUCAUAUUAUGAGGUUCAUCAUAUUGAAUUGAACCCAGUAAGGUUAAAUCAAUCAAAUUAAUUUAUAAAGCCCUUUUUACAUCAGCAGAUGUCACAAAGUGCUUAAACAGUUGAACCCUUUUCCUGUUGAUAUCAGACACCAUGACGUGGCAGAGCCUAGGCCCAGAUCAGCAACAGGGGCAGACAGUGAGCCAGGAGGACCAGCAGGGCCAGGGGGACCAGGAAGAGCCUCAGCCCAGCAGCGGGGGCCCCAGAGCCAGGGCAGGCCACUGUGCUGCCUCCAUCGGCUCCCGCCUCUACAUCUGGAGCGGCCGUGACGGCUACCGGAAGAGCUGGAACUACCAAGUGUGCUGCAAGGACCUGUGGUACCUGGAGACAGGUGAGAAGAGAGACAAGGAUACUAUUAAUAUCAGCAUAUGUCUUAUUACUGUAGCUCAAUAUGUGCUGCAGAGUCAUACCAUCUUCAAAGCAUAUUUUAAUAUGGAGAGAGUGUAUUUCUCAUUUUUUCACAAUAGCAACCCUGAAGUUAAAUGGAUAUUGCUACCUGCUAGGCCAUUUUGCUGCUACAACCUAACUGUGACUUGUGUGGUUUUCAGAGCGGCCCUCCACCCCAGCAGCAGUUCUACUGGUCAAGUCCACUGUCAACAUGCUCCAUGUGGCCUGGCGCCCCCUACCGGCAGCAGAGUGCUACCUCCUCCAGCUGCAGCCCGUCUCUCCCUCUAACACCCUAGACAACCCCACAGCCCCACCCAGCACAGGUGCCCAGGAGAGGAACCCCCAGGAACAAUCAGGUGAGAGGAGAAGUCUACCUGCUGCUCACGCACAACCAAUCAGAAACCACUCAUUUGAAUAGAAAUGACCACAGCCAGUGAAUUUCACAUGGCCUUGAGAGGUGUUCUGUCUGAUACCAAGCUAUUGGCUUUGAAAGUGGUUUAGAAGCAGAAGCCUUUGUCCCGGGCCAUCUGGUCCACUCAAGGCCAUGUUGACGUCUGUACUGGGGCCGGGGUUGAAGGUUGACGCAGGCUAUGAGAUCUAUGAUCUAAGAAGGGUAUAUAUGUAAAGCUAUGCUUGAUGUGCUCUUUGUCCUCCAGAUGUCCAGUCAGCUCAGGUCCCAGAUGACCCCACCUCACAGGAAGCCCAGAAGACGUCCCAACAGGUCAGAUGGUGACCCUUAUAUCCAUAUCCAGUUGUCUUAGCUACAGUGCUGGGAAAGUGCUAUAUUCAGAUGGUGUUAGUACUGCCAUUGAGACCGUAACAGCUAAGCUAAAUCUUACAUCCUGAUUGUUAAUGCUACGUUGACUGACACCGGAUACUGCUGUCUCCCCCCCCCCACGCCAGGAGGUGGCGGCAGGGCAGGCGGAGACUCCCAUGGAAGUGUCAGAGGCUGUUAGGGGCCCCCAUCCAGAGGGGGAGAGUGAUGCUAGUAGAGAAACACACUCUGAGCCCUUGGGACAGGAGGGUGACCCCACAAAAACCUCCCAGCCCUCGGACACAGUGGCGAGCAGUGAACACCAGCCAGGUAACAGCAUGGACCCCAAGCUAGCUUUUUACUCUAUCAGUAUGGGGCACUGAUAAUGAGUGUGGUUUGAAUCUCAUCGGUAUAAACCAAUGACAGUCCUUACUCAUUCACAGGACAAGAACCUGACACCACUUCCUCAGAUCCCAACACUGUCACGUGCAAGGUAGAAUAAGAAUAGUAAAGAAGUUAUUCAUUUUCCUACCAUAGAGACUGAUGGAAGUAACCCCUGUCUGUGCCCGGUAGGUAUCUGGUGAGAAAUCAGAUGAGUCUGAGUGGUUUGAUGCUGGAGUGUUCAAAACCCUGUUCUCUGAGGUUACCCACUACUACCUGCCACCUGAGAAUGUCUUUAAUCCCACCAUCUACAGCAGACCCACUAAUACUAAAGAGGUAAACCACAUCUUGGUUUGAAUCUUAAAUGACAGUAUAUAAUGAAAAAACAUGCCCAGAAUGUGUGCAGAUAACAUGUAGAAACCAUCUUCAGCUAGCACUCAUUUUUGUAAAUUUGUCUCUAAUCUCUGUUUAUUGAUUUCCUGAUUUGACACACACACACCACUCCCACAGAUGAAGUUGCAGGGGCCUCAGGACUAUGAGUGGAGGGAGAAGCAGGAGUUGUGUCCAGGUGUAGCCUACAGGUUCAGAGUAGCAGGCAUCAACAGCUGUGGUCAGGGAGACUUCAGCCCUGCCAGCGAGUUCAAAACCUGCCAGCCCGGCUUCCCCGGAGCGCCCUCUGCUGUCAAGAUCACCAAGGUACAGUACACUCCUACAGCCUACUUUACACAGAGAGAAGGUUACUGUUGAGGGGUGUAAAUGAGGCCAAGCACAUUAACAGACAGAGGCUUUAGAGAGCUCAUGUGGGAGAUUGUUGUGAUUUUUUUUUGCUGCCUGUCCAAUUUCACUAGUUUUCUAGUUUCACAAUAUCUUUGAUAUCUCGUUUGAUCAUAUAUAUGUGAAUCAGUUUCACCUAAAUAACCUGCUUUUCCUCUCCAUCCUUUAUACAUCAACUCCUCUCCUCCCCCCAGGCUAAUGACUCGGUCCACAUCACGUGGGACUCCCCCACCUCUCCGUCAGGUAAGAUCCUGGAGUACUCCAUGUACCUGGCGGUGAGGAAGAGCCGGUCCAGCAGCAGCAGCUCUGAGCGUCCUGGCCAGCUGGCCUUCAUCAGGAUCUACCGCGGCACCAAGACCUCUUGCACCGUCAGCCCCGCCCACCUGGCCAACGCCUACAUCGACAGCUCCGCCCCCAACCGGCCAGCUGUCGUCUUCCGCAUCGCCGCAAAGAACGAACAGGGCUACGGGCCCGCCACGCAGAUCCGCUGGCUACAGGGUACGCGGCGAGACGGGUGGGGGUGUGUUUAUCCUGACCCUGAAUCAGUACUCUAGUGGCAUACUGACUGUCACCACUGAGUGGUCUCUAACCAUGGGCUCUGUCUCCUUUCAGAUGCCAGUAAACUCAAAGCCUCGUCAUCACAACCAGAUGGCAGCCCCACAGAGGCAGAACAGGAGGCAGCAGACAGGUGAACAAGCUCUGCUCUCACUGACUAAACCUUAGGAAAAGGUUUAUAUGAGAUGAGUUGUCCCUUGCCAUUGUCAGGCUUGCUCUUUUUGGAGUUUGAUGUUAGAGGACUUAUUGUCGGUUUUCCUCCUCGUGUCUUGCAGCUCAAGUUGAAGAUCGACUGCCAGACGCUAACCGAUACCCAGGAAAAAUGAUGUAACAAGUCAGAGGGCAUGACUACUUUCCAACCCAGCCAUGUCCCUCACAAAAAUGCUGUACAGAACUUAUAGAUUUGUAAGUUAUUUUUUAUAUGUUUUUUUGUCAUUGUUGUACAUAACUGUUGUGUGUGUUAAUUUCCACCUGUCCUUUGACCACACUGUAUUACAUUAUAGUGUAAAAAAAAUUGUUUUUUUAAUGUACUUCCAUUAUUAUUUUUAAAAGUUAAAUAGAUAAUAACUGAUGUUAAGACCAGCGAAUUUCCCCAAGGAAUGAAUGUGCCUUAGUGUAUGAAGGGGUUUUGAAUGGGGAUGAUGAUUGACCGGCCAGUGACUGCUUGCCAAUAAUGAUACAUCAGAAAAGCAGAACUUUUUAUAUUUGGUACAGAAACCUUUGUUUGCAAUUACAGAGAUCAUACGUUUCCUGUAGGUCUUGGCCAGGUUUGCACACACUGCAGCAGGGAUUUUGGCCCACUCCUCCAUACAGAACUUCUCCAGAUCCUUCAGGUUUCGGGGCUGUCGCUGGGCAAUACGGACUUUCAGCUCCCUCCAAAGAUUUUCUAUUGGGUUCAGGUCUGGAGACUGGCUAGGCCACUCCAGGACCUUGAGAUGCUUCUUACGGAGCCACUCCUUAGUUGCCCUUGCUGUGUGUUUCGGGUCGUUGUCAUGCUGGAAGACCCAGCCACGACCCAUCUUCAAUGCUCUUACUGAGGGAAGGAGGUUGUUGGCCAAGAUCUCAGGAUACAUGGCCCCAUCCAUCCUCCCCUCAAUACGGUGCAGUCGUCCUGUCCCCUUUGCAGAAAAGCAUCCCCAAAGAAUGAUGUUUCUACCUCCAUGCUUCACGGUUGGGAUGGUGUUCUUGGGGUUGUACUCGUCCUUCUUCUUCCUCCAAACAUGACGAGUGGAGUUUAGACCAAAAAGCUAUUUUUUGUCUCAUCAGACCACAUGACCUUCUCCCAUUCCUCCUCUGGAUCAUCCAGAUGGUCAUUGGCAAACUUCAGACGGGCCUUGAGCAGGGGGACCUUGGGUGCGCUGCAGGAUUUUAAUCCAUGACGGCGUAGUGUGUUACUAAUGGUUUUCUUUGAGACUGGUCCCAGCUCUCUUCAGGUCAUUGACCAGGUCCUGCCGUGUAGUUCUGGGCUGAUCCCUCACCUUCCUCAUGAUCAUUGAUGCCCCACGAGGUGAGAUCUUGCAUGGAGCCCCAGGCCGAGGGUGAUUGACCGUCAUCUUGAACUUCUUCCAUUUUCUAAUAAUUGUGCCAACAGUUGUUGCCUUCUCACCAAGCUGCUUGCCUAUUGUCCUGUAGCCCAUCCCAGUCUACAAUUUUAUCCCUGAUGUCCUUACACAGCUCUCUGGUCUUGGCCAUUGUGGAGAGGUUGGAGUCUAUUUGAUUGAGUGUGUGGACAGGUGUCUUUUAUACAGGUAAUGAGUUCAAACAGGUGCAGUUAAUACAGGUAAUGAGUGGAGAACAGGAGGGCUCCUUAAAGAAAAACUAACAGGUCUGUGAGAGACGGAAUUCUUAAUGGUUGGUAGGUGAUCAAAUACUUAUGUCAUGCAAUAAAAUGCAAAUUAAUUACUUAAAAAUCAUACAAUGUGAUUUUCUGGAUUUUUGUUUUAGAUUCCGUCUCUCACAGUUGAAGUGUACCUAUGAUAAAAAUGACAGACCUCUACAUGCUUUGUAAGUAGGGAAACCUGCAAAAUCAGCAGUGUAUCAAAUACUUGUUCUCCCCACUGUAUAGCAAACUUGAAUUGAAUAGUAGUGGGAUGUUUUGUGUAUUUAUCAUUUGGGCCAAGUCAAUGGUUGUAUUUCAGCCUCAACAUGCUGAAGAAGUGUUAUUUUUGUAAUUAUAACAUGAUUCCAGCACAGCACUUCUUACAUGCCUUGUGGGUAUGGAAUGUGAGUGUUUGAGUUCAUCAAUUUAUGUUGUUCAUUUUAUGGAUACUGUUAUUAUCCUUUAUUCAAUUGUCUUUAUUUCUAUUUUGUAGCCAUAGGAAGUAA